UUUUUUUCUCUCUCUCUCUCUGUCUUUCUUUUCCCAAAAGGAGUUUGCCGACUCCAUUCGCCGUCCGGGUGAGGAAGGAGGGAGGCGGGAGCCGGUCCGGGAGCCCCCCAGGCGUGUCCGGGGCCUGGUCCGUCGGUCCAGCCAUCAUCAUCGGUCCACCGGGCCUGGAGCCAUGGGGGCCGGCAGCUCCUCGGAGCCCAGCGGGCCGGAGGAGAAGGAUAAAGGGGGGGAGGCCGCCUUGGCCCAGCCCGAGCCCAGCUGCACCCCCACACCGGAGGCCGAGCCCACCGGGGACCCCGGAGACCCCCAAAGCCCCGUUACCCAGGUUCUCCAAAAGAAUGGCCAAAUAGCAAACCUUAAUGGGCUACAAGAAGAACAAGAAGAACUCUGCCCUCAGGUAGUAGAACUGACUGGACAGCCGGAAAACGCCACCGUCACCACAGAUGUUGGGCAGAAUGAGCCUGAAAAUAUGGUCGAUAAAGAAGACUCGGAUAAACUUGUGCCAUCCCCGUCGGCAGCUGCUGGCGAUGACGUGGAAGAUAAGGGGGAGGAGGAGAGCGCCAGUGAAGUAAUUGAACAGCUUCCCUCCCCAGAAGACAAUAGUGAAGAGGCGGAACAAGCAAGUGAACCUCAAUCAAAUGAUGUCGGAUUUAAAAAGGUGUUUAAGUUUGUUGGCUUUAAAUUUACAGUGAAAAAGGAUAAGACCGAAAAAUCUGACCCUGUCCAACUACUCACCGUCAAAAAAGAUGACGCCGGAGAUCACGAUGAAACGAAAUUAGAAGAAGGUAAAGAAGAGGCGAAAGAGGAUGAAUUGACUCAGACCACAGAGAUACCUGAGGAACCAGAUAAGACCGAGCAGGGCAAAGGAGAAAGUCCCCCUGAUGCAGACUACUCUGGUGAGCCACUGGAGGAGAGCAAGGAUUCAACCGAAGAGAAAAAAGAUAAGGAAGGCGGCAAGACUCCUGAGUCACCAACAAACCCACUGGCCAGUGAAACCGCUUCACCGUUCAAAAAAUUCUUCACCCAAGGUUGGGCCGGUUGGAGAAAAAAGACCAGUUUUAGAAAGCCUAAGGAAGACGAGCCGGAAGUUUCUGAAAAGAAAAAGGAGCAAGAGCCAGAAAAGACCGACGUCGUCGGAACCGAGGUCGAAGAACAUGGGCCGAAAGGAGAUGCCCCCGAAAAAUUACCCACUUCCAAACAGCUGCCUGAUCAGGAGACCCCUGAAGGCAAAGGGGCCAUUGAGGAUGUAAAGGGUAUAGCCCCCGAAGAGCCGGCGAAAGAAUUGGAGACGGUCCCUGACGUGAAAACAGAACUAUCCCUCGAAGGGAAGACCGCUCCCUUGGCCACAGAGAUAUUUGACGAAAAGCUAGAGACCGUGGCGGAGGUUCACGUCCAUACCGUUGAGGAGAAAAUAGAUCAGAAAGUUGAGGUGGUAGAGCUCGAUGGUUCUCUGCCCCUCGAUCAGUCCCCCGAAGCCGCUGCGGAGCAGCAGAAAAUGGACUCCGUGGAGGAGUUGUCGAAGGCCAAAGAAGUGUAUUCCUCAGAAGGUGACCAUGACAAACACACUGAAAUCAGCCCUGAGGAGAGUGCUUCAUGUAGACCUCCUGAAGGUAUUACAAAUGAGGCCGAAAUACUCUCCUCACAAGAAAGAAUCAAAUUGCAAGGCAGUCCUCUAAAGAAACUUUUCAUUGGUACCGGCUUGAAGAAGCUUUCUGGGAAGAAACAAAAAGGAAAGCGAGGUGGAGGAGGAGAUGAAGAAACAAAGCCGGAGGAAUCGGGAGAACCCGCGCAGGCUUCAGCCGAUUCCCCAGAAAGUCCGGAGGAACAGAAGGGGGAGAGCUCUGCCUCUUCUCCUGAAGAAUCGAACGAGCUGACUUUAGUGGAGAAAGGCUCAACGGAGGCUCCGCAGGAUGGGGAAGUCGAAGAAGGAGCUGUAUCUGAUGGAGAGAGAAAAAGGGAAGGCGUUACUCCCUGGGCAUCUUUUAAAAAGAUGGUGACCCCAAAGAAACGGGUCAGAAGACCUUCUGAAAGCGACAAAGAAGACGAAGUAGAUAAGGCGAAGAGUGCCACCAUGUCUUCCACCGAGAGCGCGGCCUCGGAAGCUCAAGAAGAAACGAAAGGAAACGGGGAAGAGCCAAAGACAGAAGAGCCAAAGCGAAAGGUCGACACGUCAGUAUCGUGGGAAGCCUUAAUCUGCGUAGGAUCGUCUAAAAAAAGAGCCAGGAAAUCGUCAUCUUCGGAUGAAGAGGGAGGGCAGAAGCCUGGUGGAGACGGCCAGAAGACAGUCGAAGAACCCGUAAAAAGCAAAGAAGCGGGAGCAGAAGUAACCCUUGCCAAUUCCCAAGAAAAUGAUCACGGUCCAGGAAGUUCCUCCCCAGAACAAGCUGGAAGCCCAUCGGAAGGGGAAGGGGUUUCCACCUGGGAAUCCUUUAAAAGAUUAGUCACUCCCAGAAAAAAGUCAAAAUCCAAAAUGGAAGAGAAGACCGAAGAGUCUGCCACCGUUUCUGGCCCAGAGCACUCAGACGUCGAAGCCGGGAAAGAUGAAUCUUGGGUUUCCAUCAAAAAGUUCAUCCCUGGUCGGAGGAAGAAAAAGUCAGAUGGGAAACAAGAGCACGCACCCGUUGAAGAGAUGGCAGAGGGGAAUGAAGAGGACUCGGACGUCCCUGCCGUAGUACCUCUAGCUGAGUAUGACGCGGCCGAACGGGAGAAGAUCGAAGCUCACGGGCAAGCCGCAGGUGACGAGGCGGUACAGAGAAGUUCGGUAGAGGAUGGAGCGGAAACCGUAGCUCCUGGCCGGAACGAUGAGGAUCCACAGGAACUUAUCGAGGGGUUGGUUCACGCGGUAACCGUGACGGUGGUAGAGGGUGAACGGGCAGUAACCAGCAUUGAAGAAAGGUCCCCAUCUUGGAUAUCUGCUUCUGUGACCGGGCCCGUCGAGCCAGUGGCGGAAGGUGAACGAAAGCAACGGGCUGAGGAGAUACUCGAAGAGGAAGCGGUUGCGGAAGAAACGUCGGUCGUCAUCAGAACCUUGACCCAGGCGAAAGACACUAGCGACGACACCAUUGUUAGCGACCUGGAGUUCACUUCGGAAGCCGUCACGGCCCCGGAUGAAGCCACCGAAGCGUCUUGUGUGGAGGAAGCGAUGGAAGCGUCCUGUGCGGAGGAGACCACCGAAAUGGUUUCUGCAGUUUCCCGGUUAACGGAAUCCCCUGAUACGACAGAGGAGGCCACCCCUGUGCAGGAGGUGGAAGGUAACACACCGGAUUUAGAAGAUCUGAACAGAAGAACACAGGAGGUGCUUCAGGCGGUUGCAGAAAAAGUGAAGGAAACGGAAACAGCGCAGGUUCCCGACGGUACCGAGGCCGAAGGCGCUGUGCAGGCGGCCGGAUCCAAAGACCCGGAGGGAAAAGGUCCCUUGCAAGAUAAGCCAUUGAUUGAACGGUCUUUGGUGGAAGCUGGAGAAAAUGAAAAGAAAGCGACUGAGACGAGUCAGGAGAUUAGUAGUGGGGCUAAAGAACUGCUUCUAAAGGCCGAAACGGAAUAUGUAUCGGAUGACAGGCAGGGCCAAGAACAAACAACUUCAGAGAGGAUUGAAAAAGUGCCUGAAAUUAAAGGGAGGGUGGAGGAGUCCACCUCUAGUGAAAAUAAAUUAUAUAGUGAUGUUAAAGCAACUUCCCAACCUGGGAUUCUAGCCGUAGUGGAGUCACAGGACAUUUCAACAGGACGGUCCGCAGAAACAUCUCCAGACGAAGCGACGGAAGAAAGUACCCCGGUAGCAGAUUUUGAAGAUCCAACUGUAUUGCAUCAAGAAAAGGUUAACGUGUCCCAAGAAUUAGAUGCAGUGGUAGACGCAGUCACUCACUUGGGGUCAGUGUUAACGGAAGCCCUGGUGCGGAGUGAAGUACUUCCAGAAGACUCUGGUUCCCAGCUUCCAGAAGAAAAGCUAUCGGAAGAGCCUUCGUCAAGCGAAGCGCUAGGCUCUGUAAAGAAAGACACGCCGGCUGAAGCGAUUCAGAUUCCUUCGGGAUAUGAAACCAUGCAACAGGCAGGUGGGCACGUUGAGGAUGAAGACCUCAAAGCCGCCCCAGUUGAGGAAGAUGUUCAAGCUUUUCCAGACCCAGCAAUAAUCAAGUCGGAUGACGAUCAACAAGGGGUACGUGAAGUUGAACCCGAGGAAGAAACCGGUCCCGAAGAGCCUAAAGUAGAACAGAACGUGGGCGAUUCUGAAAACAAAGAACUGGAGAGCGAUGUGAAAUCUUACUCCACUCAAGUGCGGGAAGAGACUGUGGUGCAGGAUGAGGCAGUGACCUCAGAAAUUCUCAAAGUUGAGAGCCCUGAGGCUCAAAAAGCAUCCUUGUCACGCACUGCUGCAGAAGUCGAGGAGAAGGUGGUAGCAGAAACAGCAAAGGUUUCAGGAACAGAAGCCGAAACUCUGGAGCCUGUAGACGUGAAAUUCGCUCCUGAAGAAAUGCCUUCUGAAACAGACCAAGACUUAAUCACUCGUCAGUCAGAGCAGACUGCUGGAGUUGACCGGCAACCGUCAACGGAGCCCGCGUCUCCAACAACGGAACCCGUAUCAGAAACUGUAACCGCACCAGCUAGUGCUGCUGUUGCAGAGGAAUCGAAAAGCUCUGACCCAGAGCAAGGCUGUAGCCAGGAGUUGCACAAACUGAAGCCCGAUGAGGCCGAGGACCAAACCGUCCUUCAAGAAACCAGUCAGGCGCCAGCACGAGUGGAAACUGGAAAGGAUGAAAACCAGACUUUGGAAUCUCAAAGUAGCAAAAUUGUUCAAAAUGUUAUUCAGACGGCUGUUGAACAACUUGUGGACUCGGAAGAGCCGGGUGCCGAAACCUCUGAGUCGAGUUCCGAGAAGCCGGUACGGUUAACAGAAACUGAAAGCCAGGAGGCUGUGUCUACAGUGGAAACAGAUGAAAAGGUACAGGCAGCUCCUCAGCUCCCCACAAAAUGUGAAGUGAAGCCUGUUACAGUCGAAGAGGAUUCGGUAGAAGAAAAAACGGCGGUAGAGCCAACCGUAGAUUUACCCGUAACUUCUGAUCUUUCCAAAGAAGACACCGUUCAGGCCUCAGGUGCUCAGAAAUCUAGAUUACCCGUAGAGGAGCAGCACUGUGAAGCAACUGUAGCCUUGCCUGAAGACGACAAAGCGGUAAUUGGAACAGAACCACCUUUGAAAGAUGACCAUGACCUGUCAGGAGAAAGAACUGAUAAACCCAAACUUGGACCCGAAGAAGAAAAUAAAGGUGAUUUGUCAGUUGGUCCCUCAGAGGACCAGACACCAGGCCCGGAGGAGGCAAAUGUCUCGAAAGAAGUAGCUGAAAAAUCCCCAGAUGCAAAUGGACCAAAACUAGAGGAGGAGGAAAACUUCCAGGGGGUGGAAUCCCGAGAAGGACUAGUAGUUGAGCAGAUGUACGUGGAAAGAAAGGAAGAGGUAUGUAGUGAGUCGUUAGAAGAUGUCAAAACACAGAAGCAGGAAGAGGCAUCUAAGGAUGACGGUGAAUCUGGCGUCUGUCCACCAAAGUCAGCUUCUGAAGAAUCCUGAGACAGUCUAAAGUACAUUAUGUACGUUGCAUGACCAGAAUGUGAAGAAGGCAAGAGAAGAAAAUGAAGAUUGCUAAUUACACUGCAGAUCAAUCUUUCCGACCUGCGAGAGGAAGAGGAAGGCUACCACCAUCCGUACCAUUCCUGGAGAAGCUACUGACAAUCCUGAGGUAGCAUCAGGAGCUUCAGUCACCAUUUUUUUUAAUUCUUGGAUGUUCACACUUCCUCUCUUCAAAACCUCCCCGUAUUUUUGCUUAAUAAAAUAAUACAUGACGUUUUUGAUUUAUUGACCUAACUUGUUACCCUGGAAAGGAAGUUGGCAACACCCAGUUUCUGAGAUUCCAGAAUUCUGUUUUUUACAUCCUUCCAAAACUGGAGUGUAAUUCUUUUAUGUAUUUAUAUGUAUAUCUUAAAUAAACUUAGUUCUGUUUUAUUGUAUAUUUUUCUCAACUUUAUGUUUAAAGAAAUAUGCAGCGGGUGGUUGAUCACUCUUAGUUACAAAGUACAUGAAAUAUCAAGUGCACAUGACCAAAGUGAAGCGCUGUAAAGUCUUGGCCCAAAAUAACUAACUUAUGGAAACUAAGGUUGUUCCUUCCAUAAAAACAUUCCUGGUCAAAAGGUACAAUUCCUAUUAACCUACUGAUGAAUAUGUGAGCAAUGAAAUUAUAGCCCUGAGGAGCAUUGGUUUUCUUGCCAUUCAGUGGAGAGCUAGAAAUAAUUUCAUUUAAGCAAUUUUUUUUUGGAAAAGCCAGAAGCUGGGAGUCGCUCUAUUUGUAAACUUCAUGUCUUAACUCAUCCCCAUUUAUUUUGGCAUGACUCUUUUAACACAUAAGUGUACUUGUCUCAGACAAUUCUGAAUUGUAUUUGAUGUUACCAAGAAAAGCUUGACUGUUCGUAAUUCUUAGAUUUUUACAGCUCCUGGACCAACAACAUACAUUAACAGCAUGAAAUGACAUGUCUUUUGAUAGAUACCGGAUUGUAUCUUCAUAUCUGUGCUCACUUUUUUUAAGGAUAGUGUUUCAUUAUGUUCACCUACAUUUGGCCAACUGUGUUGUCACAAACGACUUAAAUAAACUACUUGCUUACCCUUAGGUUUGUUGGUUUUAUUAAGAGCUAGGAAAUUCGGGACAGACAAAAAUUACCUUUAUGGAUAUGGACGAAUGAAUGGAAAGACUGGGUAAGCUUGAAAACGGCAACUUUCUCCAAUGCCACAUGAGCUUUUUGGCGGUGUCAAAGGGGGUUACCGUGCCGCUUUAAAAGGCGAUUUUUACAGAAAAUGAAUGAAACUGCAUUCCAACCGUAUUCAAGAUAAGUAAAAUAUUUCUCAAAAGGCUGAAUACAUUCCAGAAAGGGGGCAAUUCCUUUUUGCCCCCACCCUGCCACUCCCCCUCCCCAAAGUACAGACAGAAGUGAACUGAAUUGUUAAAUAUUGGUGAGAUUCUACCAUCUACUGGUGAUUUUUGAAAGCUGUUCAUCCCUUUUGGGCUAAAAGUACAUAAUUCAGACUUUCUGAUUGGACUGGAAAGUAAAUGCUUAUUUACCUAGGAACUUAUUUUUUACAGUAUCCUUCUUUAAAAGAUGCCCAGGGCCAAGAAUGGCCUAGGAGAAUUUUCUGAACUUGUAUUUGAGAUUCCAGUGAUGGCUGUGUCAGUGGGCAAGAAUGGCCUUCAGAGGAUCCUUAAAAAAAAAAAUCAAAUUACAAAUGUUCAAAAUAUCUGCCAUAAUGUUCAUGUAUUAAAAAUGCUGUUUCUCUGCACCUAGAAUUGAUCUCGGAGAAUGUAUUUUCUAAAUGUCACUCUCUAGCAUAACUGCAGUAUUCCAGAGUUUAAGUGCUCAGACUGCAGGUCAGUUAGACCCAUGUACUUAUAUUUGCUGGAAAGUCUGUCUCUCUCCCCACGCGGACGUUACUACAUGUCACUGUACUACUGUCAAUUUUACUUCUAAACUGGAAGUUCUUUUCCAUUAGUGUUGCAAGCGCACGUGGCUAUUAUGGAAAAUUUGCAGUGUAACUACAGAAUAUCUGACUUGAGGCCCUUAGUUAUGAAUUUGGCCUUUGAGAUGUUUGCUUUCAUCAUUCUCAAACAUUUUACCAUCGACAUUAACUCACGUAGCCCCAAAGCUAGCAGUGGGCUACCUGUGGCUGCUGUGUUAAUUUUACUGGCCCACAAACUUCUCGUACUUUGUCCUCUUCCCCAAUAUAUAUGCCCCUGGCUGCUACUAUUUUUAUAAUGGGGCCAGGCUGGACGCAUCAUGCAUUUAACAGGCAAAACACCAUGCCUUUCUCAAAUAGAGCUACUUAAGCGUAUACAUUAUUCAAACUUAGCAGAAUACUGUGUUUUAUUUUGACUCCAAAUUCCCAUCUUCACCCACUGUCUUUUUCCUGGCCAUUCCCCCCCUCCCACCCCCAUCUCUUUAGCUUCGGGCACCGUAUCCUGAUUCAUGCCAAAAAUCGCAAUUGGUUUUACAGAGGUUAGGGUGGCUUGCAUUGUCUGUGUUUUUAAGCCAAUGCCUCGAUGUGUCCUUGGUUGCAUUUGUACAAACUGUAUGUUUCAUAUUUGUUCAGCCAUAUUCUAGCUGCAGCAGGUACAACGGACAUGGCACGGACUGUGUACUGAUGGAGAUUCAUAGUUUUGAAGCAGCUGUUAAUUUGUAAAGUAAAUUUGGAUUUAGAACUCUGCUAUAGCAACUGUAAAUUGUUUGGAAAAAAUUGGGGGAGCAAGUGCCUAAAUCUUGCUUGUUUUUGAUAUAAUUGCGGGGCCUUGUAUAGUUAGAAGCAAUGCAGCCAAUUGUAAACUCUUAACAUUUCUUGUAACUGAGGACUAUGAGAUGUUGCCCCCAGAGAUUAUUUUAUUAAUGGUGCCAGUGAUUUGUCUCUAUACAAGCACUCUUUUGCAAUAUACUGCUUUGAUCUCUGUGGAACCACAAAUAUAUUCAGUUGAGGGCUUGGAACUUUAGCUUGCAUUUUGAGCUUCAAGCUUUGCAGAUUCCUCCGGUCCAAAGCAUUGUUACAAGAUAUUUGGUUCCUCAUUCUGUUUUUAAGGUAGAUUUGCAUUAUCUAAAUAAAAUUCAACUCAAAUACAA
Messenger RNA from Tachyglossus aculeatus (Australian echidna), 8637 nucleotides. It is a transcript of the gene AKAP12, whose product is annotated as A-kinase anchoring protein 12. Gene Ontology annotation, molecular function: protein kinase A binding; calmodulin binding. The coding region runs from base 173 to 5557 and encodes 1794 amino acids. NCBI's taxonomy places the organism in Eukaryota, Metazoa, Chordata, Mammalia, Monotremata, Tachyglossidae. The transcript has 4 exons. Gene Ontology annotation, biological process: regulation of protein kinase C signaling; signal transduction. Gene Ontology annotation, cellular component: cytoplasm. The record is from RefSeq and is a predicted model, not a curated record.